Messenger RNA from Nanorana parkeri, 979 nucleotides. RefSeq names its product betacellulin (gene BTC). The transcript has 6 exons. The coding region runs from base 134 to 649 and encodes 171 amino acids. Gene Ontology annotation, biological process: positive regulation of mitotic nuclear division; epidermal growth factor receptor signaling pathway; positive regulation of cell population proliferation. The record is from RefSeq and is a predicted model, not a curated record. NCBI's taxonomy places the organism in Eukaryota, Metazoa, Chordata, Amphibia, Anura, Dicroglossidae.
UGCUGAUCUAAUCACCUCCCUGGUCCCAUGUACAGUCAGUGUGUCUUCAAUCCAGAUCUACACAAGGCAGAGCCCUCCAGAAGUUUACUGUCCUGGUGUGGCAGGAGCUGUGUGCCUGGCUGGGCACACUUUGAUGGACACCCUGAAUAUCACCGAGCACCGCCGGCCGCUGGUCCUUGUGAUUGGUUUUACCAUUUUCCCAUGGGUGAGUUCAGAUGGAAAUUCAACUGCACAACCUGAAACAAGAAGUUUUCCAUGUCCUAUGUACAUAGAGAACUGCUCAGAGAUUUCAGCGCCAGCAAGAUGGAGGGGUUAUUUCUCCCGAUGUCCAAAGUCAUACAAACAUUACUGUGUAAAAGGAAAAUGUCGCUUUGUUGCAGCCUUGAAGGAACCAUCUUGUAGGUGCGAAAAAGGGUACACCGGGAAAAGGUGUGAAUAUCUUGACUUAUUUUAUUUAAAAGAAGAUCGAGGUCAGCUGGUUGUAAUUAGUCUGAUCAUCGCCAUGGUGUCCCUCAUAAUUGCCAUUAUUAGCAUAUGCAUAUGUUCACAUCGCUGCAGAAAAGCACAUAGAAGAAAACUGAAAGCACAGGAAAUUGAAAACCUGAAUAAUGAUUCCACUGGGAAAAUAGAAGAAACCCAAUUUGCCUAGAGGUUACAAUGAAGCGACCUGCAGGCAGGUUUAAUGCUGCUGUUACAGAACAGAAUAGGCUCUGCCAUUGGAUAAAUGUGGAGGACUAUGCAACUCGUAUACGACGGAAACACUGUAAAUCCAGUGGCUGCAACUUGGAUUAGGUUUUGAUGAUUUGGUAUCAAAAAUGUUGUUCUAAGCACAAGGUAUCAUCAUCCAGAACCACCCUUGUUAAUUCUAUGUUGCCCGACUGACCCCAGUCAAUGAUGUUUUGUAAUAUUUAUUUUGGCAGAUAUGAAUUAUUGUGGAAAUUGUUAAAUUGAUCUGUUUUUCUGAUUAGCUUUAAUUGAC